GUCCCAACUUCUUAGUCUGGCGAGGAACCUACUCCCUUUUCUAAGAGUUUGGUUUAGGCCAUUCCCACUAAACCCGAUCCUUAUUCGGAAGCAAGUAUGUCUUCCCCUGAUCCGGAUAUUGAUCCUCUUUCGGUUGUGAACUCAGAACUCUCUUACGCCAUCCUAGGCGGUUUUCCCGUAGCGUCUCUGCCGGCUACUUUCUAAGGUUCAGGUUUGUCUGCCUAUCCUAGGAGCAAGCAAGAAGAAGUAAUCGAAAGGGGCGAAACAGAGUUCGUACACCCGACGACAUCGCACCACCGCCACUAGCGAUUCUAUUUCGACUACCGAUUAUUUCCAGCUACAUAUGAGUCGGUCUUUGAAUCUGGGUGGUGCAAACUUGUGCUUAUAGGUAGAGAAACAAAAGGAUGAGAAUGGAGGAGUUGUGGGAGGCUGUGAACUUCAUCUGCUCGAUGGAAUUCUUGAAAAUGGCAGUGCUGUGGACAAUGUCUCUCUUAACCUCAUACAUCCAGUUGUUUGUGCCGCGUCUCUUUGGACAGAAAACCACUGUUUAUCCUCGUUGCCUCCCUCAGAUGAGAGGGUCUAUUAGGCCCGUUUGCAUUGUCACUGGUGCUACCUCUGGUUUGGGUGCUGCAACCGCUCAGGCUCUUUCAAAUGAAGGAUUCUGUGUUGUUCUUGCUGGACGUUCAAUGCAUUUGUUAUCUAAGACUAUGACACAGAUAAAAAGACUUAAUAAGGAUGCCCAUCUCAAAGCUUUUCAGGUUGAUCUAUCAUCAUUCCCAUCAAUCUUGAAGUUUAUAGGCUCUCUUGAACAGUGGCUUGUGGAUUCAGAUAUGCAUUCUUCAAUUCAAUUAUUGGUAAACAAUGCUGGGAUAUUGGCAACAUCAUAUCGGCUCACAACAGAGGGCUAUGACCAGAUGAUGGCUACAAAUUAUAUUGGCGCAUUCUCUUUGACAAAACUGCUAUUGCCACUUCUCAGUAACAGUCCCGUCCCUUCACGAAUAGUGAAUGUUACAUCCUUUACACAUAGAAGUGUAUCUGGUAUGCAGAUUGAUAAGGGGACAGUUUCUGGAAAGGGCUUCCUUGGACUAAGACGUUAUCCAUGUGCACAUAUCUAUGAGUAUUCUAAAUUAUGCUUAUUGCUGUUUUCGUACAAGCUUCACCAGCAGCUUCGCUUGAUGGAUAACUCAUGCCAGGUUUCUGUCAUUGCUGCAGAUCCCGGGGCAGUGAAAACCCAUAUAAUGCGAGAAGUUCCUUCCUGUCUCUCUCGUGUAGCUUUUGUUAUGUUAAAGCUUCUGGGGCUUUUGCAGUCAGCUGAAAAUGGGGCAAGAUCUAUAAUUGAUGCUUCCCUUGCCCCGGCCGAAAUAUCUGGCUUAUACUUCUUUGGGGGAGAAGGCAGGACUCUCAACUCUUCUGCCCUGUCUUACAGUGCCACGCUUGCAGAGGAACUCUGGAACAUAUCGUCAGAUUUGUUUUUGGAGUCGAAGCUUGCUUCCAUUGGAACUUCCACUUCAGACUAGGGUUAAUCUAUAUGGGUAGAGACACUAUUGGUGUCACUGAUUCAUUUUGAUUGUGGAGACGCAUAAUUACAUUGAUUGAGAACUCAUUCAAGAGAGGUAGACUGCAUUGGUAUGAUGAACAGUGUCCUUCAAGAGACAUCUACUUUCUGAAGGCAAUGGCAACAUAUAGAGCUGCAUUUCAGGCAAAUGAGAUGACUUACAGGACAUUUAUUAUCCACAAAUCAAACUCCUUUCGUCAUAGCUUGAGGCUUGAUCCACUUGUACGUUUGAUACUUUUGCCCAAGAAAGGAGGAUUGUCAACUGCAAAAUAAAUCUUGGGAGAACUCUAUCCUAAGUCUGAUUCAUAGCUCGUCUAACUUUAAUGCAUACAUAAGCUACGUAACUUGGUGCUGUAGCUCUCUGGCAUCAUGGGAAUAAAAAGGCUGAUCUUCUUGUUUUCUAGCAAUCUGUGGAUUAUGUUGGCCGCUUUCAUGAUUCAGGUUCUACAAACUCCUGUUUAUGAACUACUAAUUUAAACACAAUAUUUUGCAAUUGUUGGUAAUUCAAACUGCUUUUACUGUUGUGGAUCAUUAGUAAUCUUGCAUGCAAGCUGAGAUGUUGAUA
Tripterygium wilfordii is the source of this 2120-nucleotide messenger RNA. RefSeq names its product short-chain dehydrogenase TIC 32, chloroplastic-like. Lineage: Eukaryota; Viridiplantae; Streptophyta; Magnoliopsida; Celastrales; Celastraceae. The record is from RefSeq and is a predicted model, not a curated record. The coding region runs from base 405 to 1517 and encodes 370 amino acids. The transcript is spliced from 11 exons.